Triticum urartu is the source of this 1505-nucleotide messenger RNA. The record is from RefSeq and is a predicted model, not a curated record. Lineage: Eukaryota; Viridiplantae; Streptophyta; Magnoliopsida; Poales; Poaceae.
GUUUCCCUUCAGGCCAUGUCCGAAAAAUAUGGCGCGGAAAGAGAGCCAUGCGCGCGCCAUCCCAAACACCCGAUUCGCACCAGACCAGAAAAAACAAAAAGAAAAAAAACACCAGACCCUCGACCCCGACCUGUUCGAUCCCCAAUCUCACCUCUCUCUCUCUCUAUCUCGCCACCCACACACCCUAACCCUAAUCCGACCGCGCCGCCGCUCCCAACCUGGGCGCCUCCGCCCCAAACCACCCGCCGGUCCCCUCGCGCCACCACAUCUCGGACCCCGGUCUCCCUUCCCUUAGUCCGCAGUAGCAGCAGCGCCGUCUACGAUGGAGGAGCACCAUCUGCCGCCGAGGAACAACAGCGCCGUCCGCCACCAAGGAUCUGCCGCGCGCCGGGAACAGCAGCACCAUACGCCGGAGGAUCCGCCGCACCGACUUCUGUUGAGGAGCAGCCCGCCGUUCUUCUUCCUCCACCGGCGACCCCUGUCCCGGCCCCGCCUCCAGAUCUCAACAAAACAAUACCCCUGAAGAUGCGUGGAGUAGGCUACUCCUCUGACCAUAACAAUUGGGUGCUAUUGACGAGCGAGGUGGAGAGGAGCUGCACAAGAAAGAAAAAGGACAAAUGGCCAAGUACACUUGACGGAAGAUUGACGAAACAGAGAGGCAGAGAGCAUAGAUUUUGUCUGCUUGCUUCAAAACAGAAAUGCGGUUGUUGCUUGCUGAUAAUUUUGGUUAUGGUGUGGCUGCCUAUUACUCAAGAUGAUCUCAUAUCAUAUCAUCAAUUUCAGGAACAUUAUCUCAGCUGUCGUUCAUUUCAGAACAGAUCGUUGGCAUUUUACCUUCAAAGGCCUAUCUUUUUGCCUACCGAGCACACAAACCAAAUGUGUCUAUAUAUUUAUUUAAGUGAAACAACAUGCUCCCAUUUUUGGUCAAUCGGUGGAUCUGACUAAUACAUAACUACAUAUAUAUGUGUGAGGAAUUUGCAGCAGGAUCCCUUGCCUGUGCUCUCCGCUUGUCCUCACUCCUUAGACCUUCCCUUUGCUUAUCACCAUACAUUUUAUUGAGAGCGGUGUCAAGAUGCAUCUCCUCUGCAAAGAUGAUGGGCAGAUGGCCUAAGCUCUAGGGUCAAAUGGCGGGAAGUAUCAAGUCUGAAGAUAUUAUGGCUUUGGUACAUCUUCUAUUUUCUUUAAAUGGAAGUUGGUGUCGGUUUGGUGAUCGAAGACUUGGGCUCUUCCAUAGUGUAGUGUAGAGUGAUCGAACACUUGAAGUCUCUUCUGAACUAGGCCCAUAUUUUGUAACAUGCCACAACUUGUAUGUUGAUUUGAGUAUUUUUUUCAAUGGUUGUAGCAAGGAAAACUAAUGGAUCCUCUAAAUAUGUUGAAUAAAUGCAUUGGUGAAUGGCAUCUUGUGAUGAAUAGAAGAGUGUAAUUGUUGGUAUAUCUACUGCAAAGUGAACAUGAAUUGAAUAUUUUGAAUUUGUUUUCAUGUUAAUAUAUCUUGCAUUUGCAUU